CUCUCUCGCUGCAAGGAGGGAAAACAGCAUCAACGGCCAAGCCACAGUAACAGCACAUGCAACAGGGAGCAGACAUCACCCUCUGCUUUGUCACCUCUCCACUUUGACUCUCAUUCUGCCUAGAGGAAGGCUGCAGGGAAGAAAAGAAGAGCAUAGGAGUGCAGCAGAGCAGGUGGAGAUCUGCUAUCCCUCUCCUUUUGAUCAAGAGAUCAAGAAGGGAAAAAUUAAAAGGAAAAAGGGCAAAGGGAGUGGAAAAUUUCUCUUGCGCAAUCUUUCAAUCUGACAAAGAAGACUUACAGAAACAGGGGAGACUGAACGAAUCAGGCUAGGUUAGUAGGCAACAGAGUUAAGAAUGAAGUGAAGAUGCCACCUGUGGCACUAGUUUGAUCGAAGAAGAGCCUCCUCAACUCAACGUGCUUCCCACGUCUCUUCGACCAGAUUUUUAACACCAAUGGCUUCCAAAAAGAAGUGGGCCGAACGCAGGGAGUUGCGAAGGGAGCGGCCAUUCUCCACCCGGGAUGAUUCAUCUGUUGCAUCUGGGACAUCCGGGCCAGGACGUCCCACCACCAGGGGGCGUUUCUCAGAGUCAUGGAAGAGACUCAGCUCCAGAGGGGGGUCCACCAAGAGGGGGGGGCUCAACUCUCAGCCACCGGCACAGAAGUCAUGGAUAGAGCGAGCAUUCAGCAAGAGAGAAUGUGUCCAUAUCAUAGUGAGCGCCAAAGACCCCCAUAGGUGCUGUUGUGGUCGUCUGAUAGGUCAGCAUGUGGGUCUGCCCCCAGGCAUCUCGUCCAGUCAUAAUGAUAAGGCAGAGCGUUUGGCCAAGAAUAACAGUCUGUUGGAGAAGUGGUCGAUCAGCAAACACACGCAGCUCAGCCCCACUGAUGCCUUCGGCACCAUUGAGUUCCAGGGAGGAGGACAUUCUAACAAAGCCAUGUAUGUCCGAGUGUCUUAUGACACCAAGCCUGACCUGCUGCUUCACCUGAUGACCAAGGAGUGGCAGGGGGGGGGGCUGCUAAUCUCAGUCCACGGGGGUCUUCAGAACUUUGAAUUACAACCCAAACUCAAGCAGGUCUUUGGCAAAGGGCUCAUCAAAGCUGCCAUGACAACAGGCGCCUGGAUAUUCACUGGAGGGGUCAACACAGGUGUGAUUCGCCAUGUAGGUGAUGCACUGAAGGACCACGCCUCCAAAUCAAGGGGGAAGAUCUGCACCAUUGGAAUUGCUCCUUGGGGCAUCGUAGAAAAUCAGGAGGAUCUUGUUGGCAAAGAUGUGGUGCGUCCGUAUCAGACCAUGUCCAACCCAAUGAGCAAGCUAACAGUUCUAAACAGUCUCCACUCCCACUUCAUCCUGGCAGACAACGGCACCACGGGGAAGUACGGCGCUGAGGUCAAACUUCGACGCCAGCUAGAGAAACACAUCUCCCUACAGAAGAUCAACACACGUAUCGGUCAGGGUGUGCCAGUGGUGGCUCUGAUUGUAGAGGGAGGCCCUAAUGUGAUCUCCAUAGUGCUGGAGUACCUCAGGGACACUCCUCCAGUCCCUGUGGUGGUGUGUGAUGGCAGCGGCAGAGCCUCGGACAUCUUGGCCUUCGGACACAAAUACUCUGAGGAGGGAGGCAUAAUUAACGAGUCUCUAAGAGACCAGUUGCUGGUGACCAUCCAGAAGACAUUCACCUACAGCCGCACGCAGGCGCAACAUCUGUUUAUCAUUCUCAUGGAGUGCAUGAAGAAGAAGGAGCUGAUAACAGUUUUUCGGAUGGGGUCGGAGGAUCAUCAGGACAUUGACCUUGCCAUCCUCACUGCAUUGCUCAAAGGUGCCAACGCUUCCGCUCCUGACCAGCUCAGUUUGGCUCUGGCAUGGAACAGAGUGGACAUCGCUCGCAGUCAGAUCUUCAUAUACGGACAGCACUGGCCCGUCGGUUCCCUGGAGCAGGCGAUGCUCGAUGCCUUAGUUCUGGACAGAGUGGACUUUGUCAAGUUGCUGAUUGAAAAUGGAGUCAGUAUGCAUCGCUUCCUCACGCUUUCCAGAUUGGAGGAGCUCUACAACACGAGACAUGGACCAUCCAACACACUAUACCACCUUGUCAGGGAUGUCAAAAAGCGAGAAUAUCCAGGGUUCAGUUGGAUCUACUUCAAGGGAAACCUGCCCCCGGACUACCGCAUCAGCCUCGUCGACAUUGGACUGGUCAUUGAAUACCUCAUGGGUGGGGCAUAUCGGUGCAACUACACCAGGAAGAGAUUCAGAACUUUAUACCACAACCUUUUUGGACCCAAGAGGCCCAAAGCCCUGAAACUGCUGGGGAUGGAGGAUGAAAUGCCAAUACGCAGAGGACGCCAGAAGACCACCCGUAAACGAGAGGAGGAGGUGGACAUCGAUUUGGACGACCCAGAAAUCAACCACUUCCCUUUCCCCUUUCAUGAGCUGAUGGUGUGGGCUGUGCUUAUGAAACGUCAGAAGAUGGCACUGUUCUUUUGGCAGCAUGGUGAAGAGGCCAUGGCCAAGGCCUUGGUCGCCUGUAAGCUUUGUAAGGCUAUGGCACAUGAAGCCUCUGAGAACGACAUGGUAGACGACAUUUCCCAGGAGCUAAACCACAAUUCCAGAGAGUUUGGCCAGCUGGCAGUGGAACUCCUAGACCAGUCCUAUAAACAGGAUGAGCAGAUGGCCAUGAAGCUUCUGACGUACGAGCUGAAGAACUGGAGCAACGCCACCUGCUUGCAGCUGGCGGUAGCUGCCAAGCACAGAGAUUUCAUCGCUCACACCUGUAGUCAGAUGCUACUGACUGACAUGUGGAUGGGACGCCUGCGCAUGCGCAAGAACUCAGGCCUAAAGGUAAUCUUAGGGUUGCUCCUGCCACCGUCCAUCCUGAGUCUGGAGUUCAAGAACAAGGAUGAGAUGUCCUACGUGCCCCAGGAUCAGGAGAACUACCUGCAAGAGAAGGAGGAGGAGGAGCCUGAAAAACCAGUCAAGGAGAAGGAGGACGAAGACAUGGAGUUCACAGUAAGAUCUUACUGUGAGGCGCAGUACAACUCCGUGGCAAUGCUGGGUAAGGUAACCGCAGAGGCAUCCAGAAAGAAGGAUGUUGAGGAGGUUCAGCACCGCCACCGCCUCAUCCCCAUGGGACGCAAGAUAUACGAGUUCUACAAUGCUCCAAUUGUCAAGUUUUGGUUCCAUACGAUGGCAUAUGUGGGCUACCUGAUGUUGUUCAACUACAUUGUCCUGGUCAAGAUGGACUUGUGGCCUUUGCCUCAAGAAUGGAUCGUCAUCGCUUACAUCUUCACCAAUGGCAUUGAGAAGAUGAGAGAGAUCUUGAUGUCAGAGCCUGGGAAAUUGUUGCAGAAGGUGAAGGUGUGGCUUCAGGAGUAUUGGAACAUCACAGACCUUAUGGCCAUCCUCAUAUUCUCCGUCGGCAUGGUUCUGCGUCUCCAGGAGCCACCACUCAUGAGCUAUGGGCGGGUCAUCUAUUGCGUUAACAUCAUUUAUUGGUACAUCCGGCUGCUUGACAUCUUUGGAGUCAACAAGUACCUGGGUCCCUAUGUGAUGAUGAUUGGCAAGAUGAUGAUCGACAUGAUGUAUUUUGUGAUCAUCAUGUUGGUGGUGUUGAUGAGUUUUGGAGUGGCACGGCAGGCCAUUCUCCACCCUAAUGAAGACCCAUCCUGGAUGCUAGCUAGGAACAUCUUCUUCAUGCCUUACUGGAUGAUCUACGGAGAGGUGUUUGCCGACCAGAUUGACCAUAUGCAUAGUAGGAAGUUACAGCACAAGCUGAAUGAAAAACUCUGGCUGGUCGAAAAUUACUUUCGAACUCACGGAACCUGGCGUAAUAAUGGUCAAUCCCACAUUGCCCAGUGCAGUCAAAAUCCCACCCCCUGUGGGCAGAACAUCACUACAGAGGAUGGGGUGGUGGUGGCGCUGCCUCCCUGCAAGACGGGCGCCUGGAUUGUCCCAGCCAUUAUGGCCUGCUAUCUGCUGGUGGCCAACAUACUGCUGGUCAACCUACUCAUAGCUGUGUUCAAUAAUACAUUCUUUGAAGUGAAGUCUAUCUCCAAUCAAGUCUGGAAGUUCCAACGCUACCAGCUCAUUAUGACCUUCCAUGAGCGUCCGGUGCUUCCUCCGCCUCUCAUCAUCUUCAGUCACAUCACGAUGGUCCUCAAGCACCUGUGUUGUCGCUGGCGCAAGCAUGACGAUGACGAAAGGGACUACGGACUGAAGCUUUUCAUCACAGAGGAUGAACUUAAGAAAGUCCACGACUUUGAGGAGCAAUGUAUAGAAGAGUACUUCAGAGAAAAAGAAGACAGAUUCCACUCCUCUAAUGAUGAGCGGAUCAGAGUCACUUCUGAAAGGGUGGAGAACAUGGCAAUGCGUCUGGAGGAAGUUAAUGAGAGGGAACACUUCAUGAAAGCAUCACUGCAGACUGUUGAUAUUCGACUGGCUCAAAUGGAAGAGAUGAUUGGACGAAUUGCUGUAGCGCUGGAGCGUGUGACGGGGGUUGAACGUGGUGAAGUCAACAAAGCACGUUCCCGAACUUCAUCUGACUGCACAGACUCUGCGUACAUACUUCGCCAGGGUGAGUGCCCAGAUGCAUCUUACAUCCAUCGUCAAAGCAGCUUUAACAGCACAGAAGGCAAUAACUACCGUUUACAGGAGGCACUAGAGGGAGCAGCUGAGGGCUCCAUGUCCCCUCCCUCUCCUACUACUAUGGCUGCACGGACAAGGAGCCACUCAUUUUAUGUUGGUGGCGGUCGUGGUGGUGAACGAGCAAGUGGAGUUGAACGAGCUGAGAGUUUCUUCAAAGAGCGCUCACUCAGUCUCCACCGAGCCAACAGCUCACAGUCUGUCUCUUCAGGUGCUGCCCCCAAGGAGUCUAAGCCCCUCCCCCUGGCGACGCUAUCGGUCUCCCAGCAGCACCGUCCAUCAUCAUGCAUUGAUAUUUAUGUUUCAGCUUCUGAGGAGGUGGGGCCUGCAGAGGUCUUUCUGAAUCCUCUCCGUAUUGUCCCACCGCUCCAGAGAGACUGCUCGUUGCAGUCAGAUAUCCUGGAAACGGUGCUGCCGGGAGGCCGGGACUACAGCAGCGCUGCCACCAGCGGUUUGGGCGACAGGCACUCGGAGGGCGGUGCAGGCAGCAGCACCACAGCUGGCGCCGUGUUUGACGACAGUGCAGCUGUUGAUUUGUCACUGUGCUCAGCCCACCUCUUACCAGAUACCACAUUACCUCCUUGGGACAUAGAACCAUCCCCACCUCCUUCAGCAGGGCUGCUCGAACGUUCAAAGAGCAGCCGCUACCUCUGUACGGCAGGCACAGCAUUCCUGGAUGAGCCUCCCCUGGUCAAAUCCCACAGCCUCAUGUUCACGCCAAGGGGCUGCUACAGUGGACUUGGUGCAGGAGUCCAAGUAAAAGCUGCAGAGUACACCAGCAUCACUGACUGCAUCGAUACACGGUGUGUCUCAGCUCCAUACGCUCCUGCAGAACGCUCACAAUCCCCCGGAGGAUCCACCUCAUUCCCCUUUGAUAAGCCGCCAGACAUAGGUUCCUCUCAUCCAGAAAGAGAGGCAGAGCUUAGUCACACAGAGUCUGAUCCAGAGGACCCUGAGGACCUGAUUCCAGCCCCUGACACCCCUCGCCUAGGGGUCCUUAGUGGGCCCAGUGGGGCCCCUCUCUGCUCCACCUUCUCCAAGCUGGAGCGAGCAAACAGCUGCUCCUCAGAUGACUCCCAUCCUUCCCUCACAGUGGCCCCUCCACACCGGAAGAGCCUGUCAGUGAGUGAGAGGAUGGAGAGGGGACCAGGUCUGGGGGCAGACAGGGGGCCUGGGCCUGGGGGCCGGGGUCUGGCAGGAACCAGAAACCCCUUCCUCAGGAGCAAGUCUGGAGCACGGCCUGAAGCUGCCAAGACUGACAGUCUCUCCAUGAGAAAGCUGGCCACUCCAUCGGCUUUCCGCAGCUUUGACAGACAAAACUACACGUGACAAGGGCACUGGUCACCACACUCACACACUGAUAGGACCAUGGAGGAAAACUGAAAGGGCCAUCGGUAAAAGUGAAAAAAUGGAUGAGGUUGCCUCUAGAUACAGAUCUGGACUACAGUUGUUUUUUUUUUUGUUUUUUUUUCACUUGUCACAUUUUAUUCAUUGUUAGUGCUGGAGGGCAGCUUUACUCUGGAUCAUGAAUCAAGGGAAAGGGAUGGGAGAUGCAGGGGUCCUGCUGUCCACCAGUCAAAAACUAAGAGCUAUGAAUCUAGACUAGUUUUUAUCUCCUCUUGUAGCUAAGUAGCUAAAUCUCAAUGUGAUGUUAUGGAAAUGGAAGGUGUAUUUGUACCGUAUGUCUUCCACCCACCACCUUUGCAUCAAGUAGACAUCUGUCACUGUGUUACAUCACAUAUCAAACACAUUAUUCAGAGGACUAUACUGUUACUCCUAGCUGCAUUAUGUAGUAGAAGCUGUCAAGUCUGAGCAACACGGAAAGAGGAGAGAGAAAGAUAAAGACACCUUCUCAUUUUGUCUUAGUAUAGAGUCAUUACUGUCACAAAACUAUUGCAGAAUUUUAAAUAAAUUUUCCUCCAACUCCAUCCUGUAAAGGCCCAACACUAGCAAACAGCAAGAACAACACUUCUGGCUGCUUCAUAAACAAAUCACUGAAGUGUUUGGAACUAUUUCCCCUGUGUGGUUGCACUGGAAAUGGCUGUAAUAUGGCAACUACUGUACUUAACUCUGGAUGCAAAACUUCACCUUUGAAAUAAUCAUAUAUGUCUUUUGUUCACAUACUGUAGCAUAUUUACUGAUAAAAUAGUUCUUAUUUUUAGUCAGUUCAUCUAGAAAAAGAGACCAGUGUUUGAACAUAUUCCAGUCGAAAGGUCAUUACUGUAUCACAUUUCCAGUAAUGGGUGUCAAGUCUCAACAAUCUGUACAAUAUCUGCAGUGACUGGAACAGUGGAAACUAGAUUAUUUAGCCAUGGGAUAAGAGUGAAAAGCUAAACAUUAUCAGGAAACAUUAACAAAGAAAAUAUGAAAACUGAGAUUAGCAGGUCACAAUAUUUAUUUUUUAAGGCUCAUGCUUUCUGCACUGAUUGGAGGCAUGAGCCUAUAUCAGGACAAAUAAUGAUGGCAUUCAGUGUGUUGAAGGCCCAUGCAGAAAAUAAGAAAUGAAAUAGAAGAGUUUUAUAAAGUGCAUGUUGACAUUCUCAUGCAUAUUUUCAUGUCCUCACACAUAGAUGGUCAGUGAGAUCCUACUCAUCAAAUCUCUAAAUUCAGACCUGGGGCCUCAUUUAUAAGACUGUGCAUAGGAUCCAUAUCAAAAGUUUAUGUGCGCACAAAACACAGAAAUGGCUGGAUGCCUUAAACGCUUUGCCGCACGGUAUCAGAGUAUGGACUGGCCUGCAGAGACAUGGGAGCACUAAAAUUCACAGCUUUGUGUCUGUUAAGCCUGCAAAGAUAAAGACGCGUACAUAGCUGAAGAAAUCCCACUGUAAAUAUCUUUAAAAAAACAAGAAGCAUGUUAUGUGUGUAACUCCAAAAUCCAUGUGUUUCUGUCAUUUUCACAGCUGCUGAUGAGAGCAGGAGGUGUAUGUGAAGUGCCAGGAGAACGUAAAGGGUCUGACAGCACAGCGGGCUCUUUAGUGUGUUCUGUGCACCUGGUGCCCCUGACAGCACAGUCAUGUGUUCACCGAGGACAUGUUAUACAAAAUGAAAACAUAUGAAAAUGAAUUAAAAAUGUAACUGGCCAUAUAAUCAUUCAUUCGUUAGAAAUCUACCGAUGCUUUCUAUAAAAAAAGGUCAUGCAGUUUGGUGAUUACUGCAGUGUUUAGCCUACUGUGGUUGAGAUAUAAAGGAAUUAGGAUAUUCAGAGUCAAUAGCAGGGAAAGGUAAGUCCGUCUUUCCCAAACCCGCCACCUGGCACAUCCUGGCAUCAUCCUUGGCAGUUCAGCUGCACUGUGCUUCAAAACCAAGCAUCAGUAUUAACUUAAGAUUUGGGAUGGCCUGCAUCUUUUAAAACAGAGAGGUGCUUAUGGAAUAAUUAGUGCCCUGCAAGCACAAACACAACAUAACACAACCGCCUGAAUAUUUAUCACAAUUAAAACAUAAUUACUAUUUUGAUAUGAAAUGAAAUUAAACCUAUAAAAGGUAUCAGUAUAAAAUCCAGCUUCAGUUCAUUGCUUCAUCAUCUGUGUCAC
Messenger RNA from Monopterus albus (swamp eel), 8157 nucleotides. It is a transcript of the gene trpm3, whose product is annotated as transient receptor potential cation channel, subfamily M, member 3. NCBI's taxonomy places the organism in Eukaryota, Metazoa, Chordata, Actinopteri, Synbranchiformes, Synbranchidae. Gene Ontology annotation, biological process: metal ion transport; monoatomic cation transmembrane transport; protein tetramerization. The record is from RefSeq and is a predicted model, not a curated record. Gene Ontology annotation, molecular function: monoatomic cation channel activity. Gene Ontology annotation, cellular component: plasma membrane.